Messenger RNA from Cygnus atratus (black swan), 1197 nucleotides. RefSeq names its product storkhead-box protein 1-like. Lineage: Eukaryota; Metazoa; Chordata; Aves; Anseriformes; Anatidae. The record is from RefSeq and is a predicted model, not a curated record. Gene Ontology annotation, molecular function: DNA-binding transcription activator activity, RNA polymerase II-specific; RNA polymerase II transcription regulatory region sequence-specific DNA binding. Bases 79 to 552 code for a protein of 157 amino acids. Gene Ontology annotation, biological process: positive regulation of transcription by RNA polymerase II. The transcript has 2 exons. Gene Ontology annotation, cellular component: nucleus; cytoplasm.
UGCCGAGCCGUGCCGUGCCGGGGCUGCGCUAGGGGCAGCCCGGUGCGGUGCCCGGUGCGGAGGGCAUGCCCCAGGGCCAUGCCGCGCAGGGCCGAGCGGUGCCUGCAGAUCGCCCCGCACUCCCUGGCCAUCGUCCUGGGCGCCGGGGGGCGACCGGGGGGAGGCGGAGAGGGGCCAGGACCGGCUCCGGGACCGGGACCGGGACCGGGACCGGGACCGGCUCCGGGUGCGGGGGGAGCAUCGUCGGAGCUGGGUCGCCACCGCAUCGGCUACGAGAUCUUCGCGGACUUCAAGCGGGAGAACAUGCAGCACUUCUGGGACCGGCGGGCCACGGCGGCGGUGGCCGAGACCUUCUUCCUGGGCUGGAUCGACGAGCAGGUGCUGCUGGUGCAGGGCAAGGAGGAGCACCUCGAGGUGCUGCGCCAGGGCUGGGCGCGGCGAUCCCUCAAGCCCCCCAGCGGCUUCCACAUCAAGUGCCUGGCUGGGAUAACAACAAGAUCCAUCUUUGGAGAGGAAGGAAAAAAAGGAUUUGGCAUUAGCACCAUGAUCUGACAAAUCUCCUGAAAUCUGCCAGUUGGGAAGGAAGAUUCCCUGAGCUACUUUACACUGUCUGGGAGAUGGGAAGGUUACCAAACAUCUCCCCCAUCACGAAACAGAUCACAAGCAAGUCGCUGAGCACUUGCUUAAGGAGUUUCUCUUAACUUCUGUCAGAAACUAAGAAAUGUUUGGCAUAAUUAUUUCCUGAUCCCUGGGACAGCUGGGGUGAAAAGCACUUGAAGUUUUUAUGUAUGGAAACCUGGUGGCUCCCUACAAGAGCUUCUGAGAUGAGCACCAUCGCUAAUAAGAUUUACCACACUUGGUUGGUGAAGGUAUUGAGUUCAGCUCAAUAGUGAUCAGUUUUAAUGAAGACUAAAGACUUCCCAGCUCUUCAUUUUGUGCAUAAUUCUUCCAAAUAGAAUUCUAGUGCUAAGAAAUUUAUCGCUUUCAUGUAAAUUAUCUCACUUAAGAUGUUUGCUUCUUUGGAAAAAAAGAGAGAUCUUUUUAGAUUUCCAGAAAUAUUAAGUGUAAGUGGUUCUCUAUGCAUCACAAAAAUUCAUUAUAAUAUGAAAAGCAUUUUGAAAGAAACCUUAUCCUAUGCCAGUGCUGUUCACAUGUUUUAAAAGAUGUAAGUACUCCUUUGUGGUGGGAGUGAGGAGU